AUGGAAGCCAUUGUAGUAAGUGGUAGAUGCUCAAAAUGGACGUGCUGGACACCUUGCUCUGUAAGCUGUGGUAGUGGUAGCCAGGAAAGACGACGAACAUGCCAUUACCCAGCUCGAGCAAGAUACAGAUACAGAGCAGAAUGCGGAGGCUCUAGGUUAGAAAGCAGACCAUGUACAGUUACGACUUGUUCAAUUGAAGGCAACUGGGGAAAUUGGAUGGACUGGUCAACAUGUCCUGUAACCUGCGGUGGUGGUAUGCAAGUUAGAUCUAGAUUAUGUAAUAACCCAGCACCAGCUAACAAUGGACCAUUUUGUAGUGGACCUGAUUCAGAAAGAAAAUCUUGUGAAAUACUUCCUUGUCCAAUUGAAGGUAACUGGGGAAAUUGGAUGGACUGGUCACCCUGUCCUGUAACCUGCGGUGGUGGUAUGCAAGUUAGAUCUAGAUUAUGCAAUAACCCAGCACCAGCUAACAAUGGACCAAAUUGCAGUGGACCUGAUUCAGAAAGAAAAUCUUGUGAACCACUUCCUUGUCCAAUAAAUGGUAACUGGGCAGGAUGGUUGUCAUGGUCUCUAUGCUCUGUAUCAUGUGGUCAAGGUGCUCAAAAUAGAAAGAGAACAUGUAGUAACCCAGCACCAGCUUUCAACGGACAAGAUUGUAGUGGCUCCGACUCAGAAACAGAAUUAUGUGUCCUUACUGCAUGUCCAAUAAAUGGUAACUGGGCAGGAUGGUUGUCAUGGUCUCCAUGCUCUGUAUCAUGUGGUCAAGGUGCUCAAAAUAGAAAGAGAACAUGUAGUAACCCAGCACCAGCUUUCAACGGACAGGAUUGUAGUGGCUCCGACUCAGAAACAGAAUUAUGUGUCCUAACUGCAUGUCCAAUAAAUGGUAACUGGGCAGGAUGGUUGUCAUGGUCUCCAUGCUCUGUAUCAUGUGGUAAAGGUGGUGCUCGAAAUAGAAAGAGAACAUGCAGUAACCCAGAACCAGCUUUCAACGGACAGGAUUGUAGUGGCUCUGGCUCAGAAAGACAAUUAUGUGUUCUUACUGAAUGUCCAAGUUAG
Messenger RNA from Mytilus trossulus (common blue mussel), 1056 nucleotides. Its product is annotated as coadhesin-like. The coding region runs from base 1 to 1056 and encodes 351 amino acids. NCBI's taxonomy places the organism in Eukaryota, Metazoa, Mollusca, Bivalvia, Mytilida, Mytilidae. The transcript has 7 exons. The record is from RefSeq and is a predicted model, not a curated record.